CGGCGCCUCCGCGCGCGCUCUCACUCCCAGCCCAGAGCUGCGGCCGCGCAGGUCCCACCCGCGCCCAGGGGCCGGAGAUGCAGCCGGGCGCUGCGCUCAACCUUCGCCUGUGGCUCUGCCUCGGACUCUUCCAAGGCCUGGCAAACGGCUACUCCAUGACCCCUCCAAUCCUGAACAUCACAGAGGACUCAUAUGUGAUUGACACCGGGGACAGCCUAUCCAUAUCCUGCAGGGGGCAGCACCCCCUCGAGUGGACCUGGCCAGGGGCCCAGAAGAUACUGAGCACGGGUGGAAAGGACAGUGAAGACACAAGGGUUGUGCAAGACUGCGAAGGCACAGAAGCUAGGCCCUACUGCAAGGUGCUACUGCUGGCCCAGACUCACGUCAACAACACGGGCAGUUACCACUGCUACUACAAGUACAUCAAGGCCCGGAUUGAGGGCACCACAGCUGCCAGCACCUAUGUGUUCGUAAGAGACUUUGCACAGCCUUUCAUCAACAAGCCUGGCACGCUCCUGGUCAACAGGAAGGACUCCAUGUGGGUGCCCUGCUUGGUGUCCAUUCCUGGCCUCAACAUCACACUGCGCUCGCAAAACUCAGUGCUGCACCCUGAUGGGCAGGAGGUGUUGUGGGAUGACCGCCGGGGCAUGCAAGUGCCCACUCUACUGUUGCGCGAUGCCCUGUACCUGCAGUGCGAGACCACGUGGAGAGGCCAGGACUUCCUUUCCAAUCCCUUCCUCGUGCAUAUCACAGGCAAUGAGCUCUAUGACAUCCAGCUGUACCCCAAGAAGUCACUGGAGUUAUUGGUUGGAGAGAAGCUGGUUUUGAACUGUACAGUGUGGGCUGAGUUCGAUUCGGGUGUCACCUUCGACUGGGAUUAUCCAGGGAAGCAGGCAGAGCGGGCUAAGUGGGUACCUGAGCGGCGAUCCCAGCAGACCCACACAGAACUCUCCAGCAUCCUGACCAUCCACAAUGUCAGCCAGAACGACCUGGGCCCCUAUGUGUGUAAGGCCAACAAUGGGAUUCAACAGUUCCAGGAAAGCACAGAGGUCAUUGUGCACGAAAAGCCCUUCAUCAGUGUCGAGUGGCUCAAAGGGCCGGUCCUGGAGGCCACAGCUGGCGACGAGCUGGUGAAGCUGCCUGUGAAGCUGGCAGCUUAUCCCCCACCGGAGUUCCAAUGGUACAAGGACAAAAAGGCAGUGACUGGGCGCCACAGUCCACACGCUCUGGUGCUCAAAGAGGUGACCGAGGCCAGUGCAGGGGUCUACACUCUCGCCCUGUGGAACUCUGCAGCUGGUCUGAGGCAAAACAUCAGUCUGGAGCUGGUGGUGAAUGUGCCUCCUCACAUCCACGAAAAAGAAGCCUCCUCACCCAGCAUCUACUCCCGCCACAGCCGCCAGACCCUCACCUGCACCGCCUAUGGGGUACCCCAACCCCUCAGUGUCCAAUGGCACUGGAGGCCCUGGACACCCUGCAAGACGUUUGCCCAGCGCAGUCUCCGGAGGCGGCAGCAGCGGGAUGGCAUGCCACAGUGCCGAGACUGGAAGGAGGUGACCGCUCAGGACGCUGUGAACCCCAUCGAGAGCCUGGACAGCUGGACUGAGUUUGUGGAGGGGAAGAAUAAGACGGUGAGCAAGCUGGUGAUCCAGGACGCCAAUGUGUCAGCCAUGUACAAGUGUGUGGUCUUCAACAAAGUGGGCCAGGACGAGCGACUCAUCUACUUCUACGUGACCACCAUCCCGGACGGCUUCAGUAUCGAAUCAGAACCUUCUGAGGAUCCCUUAGAAGGCCAGUCCGUGCGCCUCAGCUGCCGGGCGGACAACUACACGUAUGAGCAUCUGCGCUGGUACCGGCUCAACCUCUCCACACUGCACGACGCUCAAGGGAACCCCCUAUUGCUGGACUGCAAGAACGUGCACCUGUUUGCCACGCCCCUAGAGGCCAACCUAGAGGAGGCAGAGCCCGGAGCCCGCCACGCCACCCUCAGCUUGAAUAUUCCCCGAGUGGCGCCCGAGGAUGAGGGUGACUACGUGUGUGAGGUGCAAGAUAGGCGCAGCCAGGACAAGCACUGCCACAAGAAGUACCUGUCCGUGCAGGCCCUGGAAGCUCCUCGGCUCACGCAGAACUUGACCGACCUCCUGGUGAACGUGAGUGACUCUCUGGAGAUGCGAUGCCCGGUGGCCGGAGCGCAUGUGCCCAGUAUUGUGUGGUACAAAGAUGAAAGGCUCCUGGAGAAAGAGUCGGGAAUCGACCUGGCAGACUCCAAUCAGAGGCUGAGCAUUCAGCGCGUGCGCGAGGAGGACGCGGGUCGUUACCUGUGCAGUGUGUGCAAUGCCAAAGGCUGCGUGAACUCCUCUGCCAGCGUGGCAGUGGAAGGCUCUGAAGAUAAAGGCAGCAUGGAGAUUGUGAUACUCAUUGGCACUGGCGUCAUCGCAGUCUUCUUCUGGGUCCUCCUCCUGUUCAUCUUCUGUAACAUGAAAAGGCCUGCCCAUGCAGACAUCAAGACGGGCUACCUGUCCAUCAUCAUGGACCCCGGGGAGGUGCCUUUGGAGGAGCAGUGUGAAUACCUGUCCUAUGACGCCAGCCAGUGGGAGUUCCCCAGGGAAAGGUUGCACCUCGGGAGAGUCCUAGGCCACGGGGCUUUUGGGAAGGUGGUGGAAGCCUCAGCUUUUGGCAUCAAUAAAGGCAGCAGCUGUGACACCGUAGCCGUGAAGAUGCUGAAAGAGGGCGCUACUGCCAGCGAGCACCGUGCCCUGAUGUCUGAGCUCAAGAUCCUAAUUCACAUUGGCAACCACCUCAAUGUGGUCAACCUCCUAGGGGCGUGCACCAAGCCCAACGGCCCUCUCAUGGUGAUCGUGGAGUUUUGCAAAUACGGCAACCUCUCCAACUUCUUGCGCGUCAAGCGGGAGGCGUUCAACCCCUACGCGGAGAAGUCUCCGGAGCAACGCAGGCGCUUCCGCGCGAUGGUAGAAGGUGCCAAGGCUGAUAGGAGGAGACCUGGAAGCAACGACAGGGCCCUGUUCACAAGGUUCCUGAUGGGCAAAGGAAGUGCACGGCGAGCCCCACUUGUCCAGGAAGCUGAGGACCUGUGGUUGAGCCCGCUGACCAUGGAAGACCUUGUCUGCUACAGCUUCCAGGUGGCCCGGGGAAUGGAGUUCCUGGCUUCCCGCAAGUGCAUUCACAGAGACCUGGCUGCUCGGAACAUCCUACUGUCAGAAAGCGACAUAGUGAAGAUCUGCGACUUUGGUCUUGCUCGGGACAUCUACAAAGACCCUGACUAUGUCCGAAAGGGCAGUGCCCGACUGCCCCUGAAAUGGAUGGCCCCCGAGAGCAUCUUUGAUAAGGUGUACACCACGCAGAGUGAUGUGUGGUCCUUCGGCGUGCUGCUGUGGGAGAUUUUCUCAUUGGGGGCCUCUCCAUACCCUGGGGUACAGAUCAAUGAGGAGUUCUGUCAGCGGCUGAAGGAUGGCACACGUAUGAGAGCCCCGGAGCUGGCCACUCCUGCCAUACGCCACAUCAUGCAGAGCUGCUGGUCUGGAGACCCUAAAGCAAGACCUGCUUUCUCUGACCUCGUGGAGAUCCUGGGGGACCUGCUUCAGGGAGGCGGCUGGCAGGAGGAGGAAGAGGGAGGCAUGGCCCUGCACAGCUCCCAGAGCUCAGAGGAGGAUGGCUUCAUGCAGGCCUCCACCACCGCUCUACACAUCACCGAAGCUGACGCUGAGGGUAGUCCACCCAGCAUGCAUUGCCACAGCCUGGCAGCCAGAUAUUACAACUGUGUGUCCUUUCCUGGGCGCCUGGCCAGAGGCACUAAGACUCCAGGUUCCUCCAGGAUGAAGACGUUUGAAGAAUUGCCCAUGACCCCUACAACCUACAAAGCCUCCGUGGAUAACCAGACAGACAGCGGCAUGGUGCUGGCCUCAGAGGAGUUUGAGGAGAUAGAAAGCAGGCAUAGACAAGAAAGCAGCUUCAGCUGUAAAGGUUCCGGCCAGCACAUGGAUAUUCCCAGAGGACACCCUGACCCCCAGGGGAGGCGGCGGCGGCCCACCCAAGGGGCACAAGGAGGCAAGGUGUUUUACAACAACGAGUACGGGGAGGUCUCCCAGCCGUGUACAGAAGGUGACUGCGGCCCGUCUGCUGGCUCCGCCUUCUUCGCAGACGGCAGCUACUAAGGAACUCGUGGCAAGGCUUCCUGCCCCUUGCUGCAGCCCGGCUCUGACAGCUGAGCUGAAGGCCCAGGCUGGGAAUUCAACUCCUCUGGCCCCAGCCCUGGAGGUGUUUUAUGUCCCGCCCCCUCUACAGCCUCCCUAUCCAGGAAGAGUCAAACUCAGACACGAGGGCUCCCUUGUACUCGUACCACUCCUGUGCCCGUCACGGGCAGCCACCUUCACCCUCACAUCCAAUUGCCUUGUAGCUCAGCCUUCACAGAUGCUGGCCCUGGAACAAGCACACUGGCAGAGAAUCCUUCUCCAGCACCCAUUUUCGUGGCCCUGGUGGGUGAUGGGGUUCUCAUAAGGAAUACAGAUGUCUGAGAGUCACACGAUGAAUCAAGGAAGAGGUAGACCAGACCACCAUGUCCUGGCCCAACACCAUCCGUUCCACACACACAGUCCGCCACUUCCAACUAAUCCUGCUUCCUUCUCCUGGCCCUGGAGGGCUGAAGAAAGCUAUUUCUAUCUCAGAGCCACAACAUAGGAAUGGACAGAGGAGGAGGAGUCCUCUGAACAUCUAUCUAGCUCGUGGUAGAUGUUUGCUCACAGUGACUAAUCACAACGAGGCAACGCCUCUGCCCCUGAGUGUUGAGAAGAACCGGGUUUGUUUUUGUUUUGUUUUUUUGUUUUUAUCAGAAGAUCGGGCGCUUCCGUAAAGAAUUCACUCAUCCAAAAGUCAUCUGAAAAAGAAGUCCAAGGACAGCCCUUUGAAUCUGAGUCCCCAACAACUGAAGGGCAGACAUAGCAUGCCAGUCACCACAGCUCACCUACUCCCCCCGCCCCUCGAAGGCGCCCAGGCUCCACCUGCCUGGUCUAGAACCUAAGAGACCAGAUGCUGCUCGGAACCCUUCUUGCUUGGGGGUCUUUCCUUGAUCUGUGGAUUCUGUCAGGGAAAGUUCCAGGGGCUGGCACAGAGGACCCCAUGGCUGGGGAAGCCACUCAGUCAUCACCCCGUGUCCCUAAGCCCCUUGGAGGCAAGCCCCGGCCUUCAGCUUAUCCUAUACUUUUACCUGACAUUGACACCUACACAAAUCAAACCUCUGUCCUGAGAGAUCCCUCCCUCCAUGGAAGCUGGGGCUGCCAAGAACCCCUCCAGCCCCGCUCAUGCUGUGCCCCCAUCACCACCAGUAGAAAGGUUGGUGAAGAUGAGUUCCACUGACCCCUAGCCCCGUCCCGACAAGAAUGCUUGCAGGGCAGGCGACCACGUAGCAAGCAGGGGUCUGCUCAGCAGCCCCUCCCCACCAAGGGUAUUGCUCUCCUAUGAUAUGUUGAGUGCAUGUAUGACUGUAGUCUUCUUUGUCCCUGGGGAGCCCCCACCCCCUUUCCUCUCCACCCAACCUGUCUGUGGGAUUGAGUCUCAAGCUUACCGAGUGGAAGGAAGUAGAGACUGUUCUCUCAGAGGACCUAAGGCUGCAGAUGGGGCUGCAGAGCCCUUGCCGAGCCUCCCUUACGUAUCACCUGUCUGCGUCCCCUCUCCUGACCUGUAACUUCACACAUACGAAAUGUACUGGGGAAGCAAAAAACGUGUUCUGCCCCUUUUGGCAGUGUUCUCUGAAAUGACCUAAGAUAUUUAACGAAAGAUAAUAAUAAAUUUGAUGCCAGUCUUUGAGGUAUGAUGAA
This is a messenger RNA of Apodemus sylvaticus (European woodmouse), 5828 nucleotides long. It is a transcript of the gene Flt4, whose product is annotated as fms related receptor tyrosine kinase 4. The transcript has 30 exons. The coding region runs from base 78 to 4169 and encodes 1363 amino acids. Gene Ontology annotation, biological process: cell surface receptor protein tyrosine kinase signaling pathway; positive regulation of kinase activity; protein phosphorylation. Lineage: Eukaryota; Metazoa; Chordata; Mammalia; Rodentia; Muridae. Gene Ontology annotation, molecular function: transmembrane receptor protein tyrosine kinase activity; ATP binding. The record is from RefSeq and is a predicted model, not a curated record. Gene Ontology annotation, cellular component: signaling receptor complex.